AAUAAAUUAAUUAAAUUAUUUUAGAGUUUAGCAAUUUAUUAAAAUAUGUCUAACUUGUUAAAGACUAUUGUUAUCUUACUUGCAAUAACCACUGCAGUUUAUUGUACAGUAGAUGAAUAUGAUCGCAUGAAAAAAAGUACUCUUAAGCUUGUUGUUUAAAUCUACAGACAUGGUGCUAGAUAUCCUAUUUAUGAUAAGACUUAUGAUGCAGCGGAAUAAAAGAAAAUGAAUGGUGAACUCACUCCUGUUGGUAUACGUUAACAAUUUGAACUUGGUAGAAAGUUAAGAGCCGAAUAUAUUACUUCUUCUAGAGCAUUUUUAUCAACUAGCUACAAUCCUCAAGAGUUGUAUGUUAGAUCAACAGAUGUUACUAGAACACUUAUGUCUGCUGAAAGUCAAUUAGCUGGUUUAUAUCCAUACGGCACUGGUCCUAAAAUCCCUACUUAAGUUUAAGGAUAUUCUGCAGAUUAAAAAAAGCAAAUUUUAGAUGCACCUUACAAAUUCUUUGACUAAAGUAUUAGUUAGGAUAUGACUGAUGAUGCUAAUGCAAUUCCUAAUGGCUAUUAACCUAUUCCCAUUCAUACAAUUAGUUAAAAUUAAGAUAAACUUCUUUUGGGUAUGAGUUAUGGUUGUCCUAACUCUUAAAAGUGGACUGCUUAAAACAAAUAGAGUGAUGAAUGGAAAAGAAUUAACAAAGAGUUAAGUGACACUAUCUCUAAGUUUGCUAAAAUUAUGAUAAAAGAUGAAACUUAGCUUGCCUCUUUUGACUUAACAAGCUUACAAUAAAAUAUGGAUACUCUCAUUAGUGAUUAUUUCUAAGGAAGAGAUAUUCCUACUGAGAUGAAGGAUAAAGAUUUCUGGGAAAAAAUUGAAUAGUUACUCUACUUAGAAAUCCAUUUAGAAUUAUUAAAGACAAAGCAAUAAAAGCAAGUAUCUAUUACACCAUUCUUCAAUUCUUUGAUUGGUUACUUUGAAAAGAAGUUGAACAACACAGCUCCUUACAAGUGGUACAUGCACUCUGCUCACGACACCACUACUUCUAUGAUAUUAGUUGGUAUGAAUUUAACUAGUUGGGAGUGUAUGGAACGUUAUCACACUAACUAAUUAUAAAAAGAUGAAGUCUGUAUCUACCAACCUACUACAUAUGCCACUAAUCUUAUGUACGAGCUUAGAGAAGAUCCUGAUACCCAUCAAAAUUUUGUCAUGUUUUCCAUGAAUGGAUAGUACUUGCCCAUAUGUGAUUAAACAUCUAAAUACUGUGACUACGAAGAAUUUAAGAGAAGAAUUGCUUAAUAAGUUGUACCUGAUUUUGAUCAGUAAUGUGGAUUUAUUGAGGCUAAAGCUGCAGAAGUUUAAUAAUACACCUUCUCUUCUAGUUUAACUUUUAUAAGCAUUAGUUUACUUCUUUUAUCUUUACUUUGA
Molecule: messenger RNA, 1422 nt
Organism: Tetrahymena thermophila SB210
Lineage: Eukaryota; Ciliophora; Oligohymenophorea; Hymenostomatida; Tetrahymenidae
Product: histidine phosphatase family (branch 2) protein
Exons: 2
Biological process (GO): dephosphorylation
Molecular function (GO): phosphatase activity
Source: RefSeq, a predicted model, not a curated record